CACACUGUGGUUCUGCAAGUUGAGAAUUAAUCAUUUCUCCCCUUCUCCUCUUCUUCCGCCCUUUCACCCCGGUCUUCCUUCUCGACCUCACCUCUACGUUACAUCGUGAUUACUUGGCCCUUCGUUGACGAGACUUACCGUAUGACUCGAUUUGACAUCGCCUGCCGCCGGCUUUAGCCAUCUCACUUGAUGCGUCAACCUCUCCCUUCAUCACACUUUCUCCUCACUUCAACUUGAUUGAACGGAACCUAGAUUUCGUGUUUGACACGCAUCAACCAAUGCGACAACAAGCUGACCAGACUGGGUGGGAAUAUAUUAUUAUAACCACAACUUGUUAACCAUCUCGCCACACCUCACCCUACCUCCUCAUUUCCAGUCCACCUCGAGCCCUCACCCAAAGAUGUCUGUCAUCUCAUUGCAUAACGCUCCGUUGGAAAUUCUCCUCAUCAUCUUGGAUAACGUUGAUCCCAUCUCAUUGAUCAACUUGGCCCAAACCUGCCAGACUCUGCGAGCCACCAUCAGGCCGACACGCAUCAACUUCCUCCAGCGCCUGCUCGCCCUUGAGCUGAUUCCCGAGUAUGGCGGCAUAGCGCCGCUCCUCAGAGGCAGGGAUUCCCACAUCUCUCCUCGCAUGGGCUCCAAGGACUGGGAGUCCAACAAGUACGCUUGUGGAGGCUGCCUCAAGCUCCUGCCGCAUACGAGGUUCGAUAACCACAACAUCCUGCGGCUCGACCUUCGCAAGCCCCCUCCCGGUAGCAGAGAGGCCAAUCGCCUGGCCGAAUGGUGGUAUCUCGACAGAUGGGAUGACGGCGUGAGAGCCAGGAUCUUCCAGCACCGAAUCCAUAUCCGGGCUCGAGAUGAGUCACUUGCCGAUGUCCGGAUGCGGUAUCAUGAGGCCACCCACCCAUGGGAAAGCAUGCGGCAGGCUGGGGGAAUCAACCAGUUCCUCUGGGCCGGAAACGUGGAGGCCGACAUUCUUACUACUAACGACCAGAUUGCCUCUAACCAUGAGCUCCUAAUUUGUGGCCUCCGUCGACACAACCGUCGUUGCAUUGAAUGUAUCUUUGUCCGGGGCGACUGGCAUCGUAACAAAAACUCGAUGAACAACGGAGGGCGGCCCAUCCUCCCUUCACCAGUGGUCACUGGGCGCAAGUUGGAUUUCUACAACUUUUUUGACAGGUGUUUCCCCAAUCUGUUUCACCCUGUCCCUCGCGCCAGAAUGGGCCGCCGCUUCUUAUAUUACGGUGCCCAUGAUAACAAGACGUACCAUUUGACAAUGCGCAUCCUUCGCUGCGGCGGUUGCGCCAAAUGGCGAGAGGCGUCACAGUUUCGUUUGCCUGUUAUUGCGUACGAAGAGGUGCAUUUUUUGACGGAUGCGAUGAGCAAAUAUUGUGUGCAAGAUGCUGAAUUGGGAGAGCUGAGGGAGCCCAGGUGUAAUCGGUGCUUUUUGAGGGAACACGGCAUGGCAGCGUUCAGACGGCAUCUGGUAGCCUUUGCAAGGUCGCUAAUGGUUGAUGCGCUCGAAAGGGCUCGAUAUCAAGUUCUCUUCGGGUGGGACAAGCUCUGCGACGACUUCCGUCUUCCCUUUGGAGACUUUGCCAACUACUGGGUCGAGUACGGCAAGUCCAUUGUCUCCGACUUUCCCAUUCAAGGAGAGGACCUCUUGGCUGAACCCUUCCUCACUACACACCAGCUCGAUGAGCUCUCGCGACGUUUCACCUGCUUCACGAGUUUUGUCGAGCGCAUGUACCAAGGCUUACGACCCGUGCGCCCAGCUAUCUCGGACAUUCGCUCCAACGAAGAGAUCAUGGCCUCUACGAUGGACUCGUGGUUCCGUGUUUGGUACGAUGAUUAUCAUCUCUACGAAAAGACGUAUCGGAGGCUGCAGGAUCAGUUGAAGUGGAUUGAGCAGCAUGAGCUGGAGGUGGUAUCAUAUGCGUUGGAGGCUGAUCCGUGGGGGCCCGAGAGUUGGGACCUUGGGUGGGAGGUGGAGGAGGAGAGAUGAUUACAUAGAGUGAUGAGGAUUUGUGUAUUGGUAUCUGGUGGUAUGGUCAACACUUGAAUUGGCCUCUGUUUUCUUGAUUUAUUCCCUUUUUUGGGUCUCCUCUCUUUGUUUACAGGUAGUGCGGUAAUUCGUAUACGCACUUCAUUGGAACACGACAGUCUGGGUUCGGACGCCUCAUGGUCGUCCUAGCGCAGCGGACAGUCGUCCGAGGUCUUGACUGGAGCACUCGGUAGGCAUCGGCAUGGACUGAACUAGUCAGUCAGAUUUUCAUGCCACCUGCUGUCACAUCGAUCAUCGGAAGUCCCAAGAUCAGGACAACGUGCUUGUCAGGAAGGCCAUCAUGAUGGAGUAUCUACAAGUGGUUCUACUUGAAUGUGAGGGCGCUGGUCACUGCUAUUGGGGUACUAGGUACCUCUACCUAAUCUGUAUCAUCAUCAUCUGAUCA
Messenger RNA from Neurospora tetrasperma FGSC 2508, 2450 nucleotides. RefSeq lists its product as uncharacterized. The record is from RefSeq and is a predicted model, not a curated record. Gene Ontology annotation, molecular function: protein binding. The transcript has 2 exons. NCBI's taxonomy places the organism in Eukaryota, Fungi, Ascomycota, Sordariomycetes, Sordariales, Sordariaceae. The coding region runs from base 401 to 2005 and encodes 534 amino acids.